Messenger RNA from Eriocheir sinensis (Chinese mitten crab), 1715 nucleotides. Its product is annotated as glutamine synthetase-like. Lineage: Eukaryota; Metazoa; Arthropoda; Malacostraca; Decapoda; Varunidae. The transcript has 3 exons. Gene Ontology annotation, cellular component: cytoplasm. Gene Ontology annotation, molecular function: glutamine synthetase activity. Bases 168 to 1265 code for a protein of 365 amino acids. The record is from RefSeq and is a predicted model, not a curated record.
UGCCCCUCCUCUAGUUAGCCUCGCCCCGCCCCCUUUGGGCAUCCAGUAUAUAAGUGGAAGGGGGCUCACCAAACCUUCCCCACACACACUCGGGACUCCAGACCGUUCACACCCACGACUUCAUUCCACUCCUCAUCGCCGAGUCUUGCCCAGCAGCCUAAGACACCAUGGCUCACGUCGCGUUUGAGGGCACUAACAAGACGGUGCUGGACCGUUACAUGCGACUGGGCAUGCCUGAAAACAAAUGCCAGGCGAUGUACGUGUGGGUGGACGGGACCGGCGAAAACCUCCGAUCCAAGACCCGCACACUGCACUUCAUCCCGAAAAGACCUGAAGAUAUGCCGGAGUGGAACUUUGACGGCUCUUCGACAGGCCAGGCUGAAGGGAGUAACAGUGACGUGUACCUCAGACCCGUUGCGUUGUACUGCGACCCCUUCCGCCUCGGCGAUAACAAGCUGGUGCUCUGCGAGACCUACAAACACAACAAGAAGCCAACAGAGACCAAUAAUCGCCACGAAUGUCUCGAGAUCAUGAAACGUGCUGCGGAUUCCCAUCCGUGGUUCGGCAUGGAACAGGAGUACACUCUCAUGGAAACUGAUAAUUACCCUCUGGGCUGGCCGAAGAACGGCUUUCCUAGUCCCCAGGGUCCCUAUUACUGCGGCGUGGGCGCCGGAAAGAUUUAUGGCCGCGACGUUGCCGAAGCCCACUAUCGCGCCUGCCUGUACGCCGGCAUCAACAUCUCUGGCGAGAAUGCGGAAACCAUGCCGUCCCAGUGGGAGUUCCAGGUUGGCCCUUGUGAGGGCAUUACCAUGGGAGACGACUUAUGGAUGGCCAGAUACCUGCUGCACCGCGUCGCUGAGGACUUCGGUAUCGUCGCCACGCUGGACCCAAAGCCCGUUCGUGGUGACUGGAACGGUGCCGGACUCCACACAAACUUUUCGACGAAGGAGAUGAGGGAACCCAACGGUAUUAUCGCGAUUGAAAAAGCUAUCGAGAAGAUGUCGAAGCUCCACGAAGAGCACAUCAAGGACUACGAUCCUCACGGAGGGAAAGACAACGAGAUCCGCCUUACAGGACAGCACCAGACUUCCAACAUCCACGACUUCUCCGCUGGCGUGGCCAACAGGGGCUGUUCCAUCAGGAUCCCCCGCAAUGUGGCUGAAGACAAAGAAGGCUACCUGGAGGACAGACGGCCCUCAUCCAAUGCUGACCCGUACGUAGUGUCUGAGAGGUUGGUCCGGACCAUCUGUUUGAACGAGAGCUAAUAAGCACUGUUGGUUUCGUUCUCAGCUUUCAAGGGGCCUGGCCGUCAUUCCAAGAUGCCUCCCCCACCCCACGCCAUAAGAAACCACCAUCACCACAGCAGCGUCCCCUGCCUAAGUGGCGUAGCCCUAGGGUGCCUCUGGGGACCUGCGUUGUCUUGAGGCUAACAUGUAUCCUUUAAACUGUCCAUGAAUCUCCCCCUCGAUUUCCACAGGUCUUAUUCCUUCGUCCUCACGUCCUUGUGUACUUUUUAUAAUACAUUCAACCUUCCCCUUCAGGUUGGAAACUAUGUGUAAUUUGUAAAAACAAUAUGUUACUAUAGUACAACUAUAGCUGUAUUUUAGAUAUUAAUUAUAUGAUUAAGAAAACAAUGUAUAUUAUUUACAGAGACAUAAUAUGAACUAAUUUAAGUGAUCUAAAAUAAUAAAGAAGUAAAUGAAAAGGUAAAGAAA